Messenger RNA from Microdochium trichocladiopsis, 306 nucleotides. RefSeq lists its product as uncharacterized. Lineage: Eukaryota; Fungi; Ascomycota; Sordariomycetes; Xylariales; Microdochiaceae. The coding region runs from base 1 to 306 and encodes 101 amino acids. The transcript is spliced from 2 exons. The record is from RefSeq and is a predicted model, not a curated record.
AUGGGCGUGGCAUCAGGAAUCGGCCAUCUCGUCCAGUCCGUGAUCGAGGUGUUCCAGGGCAUAUUCGCGACCAUCUUUCACAUCUUUGAGGGCGCCAUCUCAGCCGUGCUGCACUUCUUCCAGCUCGUCUUCGACUCGGUGCUGGGCCUGUUCAAGGGCGUCGCGCACUUUGUCGAGAACACGCUCGGCUUUGCGAUCCACAACUUCUUCAUCCUUGGCACGAUUGCCGCCGUCGUGUUCGGGUAUCUGCUCUUCUCGCAGAGGCAAGGUACCACACCCGUCAGCCGGACCAUCAAGAACAAAUAG